CUUCCGCUCAAACGUCAAAGCGAAAAGCACGGCGAGAAGUAGAAGUUUGUUUGGUCAAGGUUGCAGAUUUAACAGAUCCCUUUGUUCGUGCAGCUGUAAAUGUAAAGUAUGUUGCUGCUGUGUUAGUCCCCAGCAUAAUCAUGGGUAAUCGUAAGAGCAGCCACAAGGCAGGGGGCUACAGUGUCACAUUACCACGCUUUACUCGAGCUUGGGAUUUGCUGUAUUCUGGAGAUGUUCAGUUAUGGUCGCCAGUUGCAGGUAGCUAUGGAUUUGACAGUUAUGGUUAUGGCUGUCGUGAAAGAAAGUGACUGUGACAGGGAAUCUGUUUGUCUCCAGUAUAUUCGAGCCGUCUACAACAAGAACAGGAAAUAUGUGGAUAUUGAAAGGUUCAAGCAGCCUGUAAUACAGAUUCCUGUAGACCGCUGCUUUGAGUUCCAGCGACUGAUCUCGGCCGGGCAUGAACUCAAUCAGGUGGCUGCUGCAUAUCAGGACCACUUGGUGCUGUUAGUGCUCCACCAUGUCAAGGAUCUUGUCGUCAUUUCUGCAUUCCCAUUGGUCAAUCUUCAUACCAAAAGUGUCCUAGGUAUUCUUGCAUCACCUCGCAAGAACAUGACAAUUAUCCAUUGUGAUUUCACCCCUGACCUAAAACAGACUGCCAUUUUGUUUUAUUCAUGCUCUGGAGAGAUGAGAUUCUGUUAUGAUCUGUACAUAUAUUCAAAUGAAACAACAGAAAUUAUAAAAUAUGUCACCUUGAACCACGAAGUGCAGCCGUACGUGGCCUUCGAUCCGAGAUACGGCUGGUCACGUAUUGCGGUGGCUAAUUAUGAGUGUAAGGAAGAAGGUAUUAAUCAUGAACUUGUUGUAUUUUCCUUAGACGAAUGUAAGGCUCUCCAAAGAAGUAAACUCUCCCUGCCGACUUUGUUUGGCAGCAGUCGAUACAAUCUCCUCUACAGCAAGGAUGGCACAUUACUCAUUCUUCAAAAACUCACUGAGGACCGGUUUGGUGUGACGUCGUAUUCCGACAUCUACAUCUUCAAUUCAGAUCACAUGCGCCUAUUCAAAUACAUCACAUCCUCUCUCCCUGGGCUGUUUAACAUUUGUCGUGUCAAUUACGAGCCAGUCUUCUCGAAGUGCGGCAGUUACAUGAGAAUCCUGGACCACAAGCACAACACGGAAGACCAGGGUGUGACCGUACAGAUCUACCAGCUACCACGGAUCAUCAGCCUGCAGAGUCAGUGUCGGAUUGUCAUCCUCAACAGUCUACAGCGGGAAGAGGAUGUUGGGGCUCUCCCUCUACCCAACAGGAUCAUGGGCUUUCUGAUGUUUAAACCACAGUUUUAGUGUGUGUGAGGAUGAAGCUGGGUUACAACUUUAUAAUCCGGAAUUUUCUCUGUUCGGUUUUCCAAAACUGUUGAGCAUCACUCAAUUCUCUCAUACAAAAAUAAGUUUUGGCUAUAAUUAAUGUGUCAUGGCAGGACAGGUUAACUACAGUAAUGUGAAAGAAUCUAAUUUGUUUGUCAUUAAUGUUUUCGUUUAAUAUGUCAGGAUAAAUACAUGGAACAGUUCACCACCACAACUUCAUUCGGAAGUGACAUCACCAUUUCAAUUAAACAGACUUAGUAAAGGAAAAAAGGAAGAAAAACAAUGAGAAUUCCUCUAUCACAGAAGUAAUUGAAUUGGAAUGCUGUACAUGUAGUACGGCCAUUGGAAUCCAGUUCAAGACAAAGCGAUGAUAGUAAAUGAGUCCAGAGUGUUAUCAUGACAGAAGACAAAAUGUAAUCAUAGAGAAUGCUUUGUUGGCUACACCAGGUGUAUCAGAUCCACAUUAUAUUCCUUGUGUCUGAAACAUUGAAGUUUAUUCACCUCAUUGCACUGAACACAUGAGCAAACAUUAAGUUUAAGUACACUUAUAGAUAGAGGUGUGACGAUACGGAAAUGUCACGAUACAAUAUGUAUCGCGUUAUCUUGGAAAGAUACGAUUCGAUGCAUAUCACGAUAUGCUAUCUUUAGAUAUUUUCUAUAAAAAGUAUAUUUUGAUAGCCAGUAACAGUGUAAAUUUUUACAUAACCAUCAAUUUCUAGUGAACAUAAACAAUUUUAAGGUCAACGAUACAUAUCACGAUACGAACAGAAGUAUCAAUAUAUUUAUCAUCAGAUAAUGUAUCACAAUUAUCGAUACUACGAUAUAUUGUUGCAGCUCUACUUGUUAAGGCCAGAUUAAGUUCAGAUAUACAUGUUUAGGGUAGAUUAAGCUCACUUAUAAAUGUUAUGGCUAGAUAAUGUUCACUGUUAGAUGUUAAGCUAGAUAAAGUUCACUUAUAAAUGUUAUGGCUAGUAUACCAGUACAUAAAGUUCACUUUAAAACAUGGACAUUAAACCGGAUUACGUUCACUUAUAAAUGUUCUGUUUAGAUUAACUUCACUUGUAAAUGUUGAGAUCAGGUUAAGUUAACUUAUAGACGUUAAAGCCAGAUAUUUUCGCAUGUUUUAGAAUAGGGUCAUCCUUUCAGUAAGGAAUAAUUUAUGCAAUAUCCAAAAUGUCAAAUGUGUAACUUGUAUUCCAUUCGAAAUAACUAAGUUUACUUGACAGUCUCCAAACUUAUAUUCAUGUGUAAGGAUUUACUGCCAUGAAAGAACGAAAGAAAAUAAUAAAUAAUAUACAUAACCUGGGACAGUUAUAAUUCCUCUAGUCAGCAUGGUCAGUGCGUGAUAUUGUUGAUUAAUUCCUAAAUGUGCAAAAAUAACUUUUAUUAAUCCAGUACUGCCAGUAGUUUUAUAGCUAUAACUAGUCAAACAUGUUGUUAAAGAGAUCAAUGGUAGUUUCAUUCACAAGUUUGUUCCCCCCUAAGAGACACAAGUAGUUAAGUCUACAUCCACAAGCUCAAAGAUUUUAUAGUACAGCAAUAUUUAACCACAUGAUGUUGUGGAAGUAUUAUUUGGCAAUAUCAUCAGCUGUCGUUGUCAUUGUCAUAAUCUUCAUGUUAACAAUCUCCAAUUAUCCAAUCAUUUUGGCCAAACAUUUGGGGGGGUUUACAGAUUUUUGGCUAAACAUUCAUUUCAGUUGUUAAAACCUCGAUUUCAAGUUUGAAUGAAUUUUGGUUUACUGUUGUGACUUGAAGUUUGUGUUUUGAAGGUUUUGAAAUGAAUUUUCAGUAGGUUUCAAUUGAAGUAUUUUGAAUAAUUCAUCCGUUUUAACGAUGAAAGUAAAUGAGUAUUCCAUCCAAAGAUAUAACACAGAAUAAUCAAGAAUGUAUUAGAACAUGUGCAUCCCACUGAAUAUUAACUGUUCCUGUUGAUUGUACUACAAUAGCAACAAUAUGAAAUGCUUAUAUAAUGAGUUUUGUCGGGUCAAUUUAAGUGUUGAUGAUAACGAUUUUAUGACAUGAGUUUUUAGUUAUUAUCAUAAAGGGGUUGUACAAGGGACUUGUGUCUCACUUAUAACGUAAGGAUAAAGAGGAAGAGACUUUAAUGCUUAGUUUUAUUGCAUCGACUGCAAUGCUGAAGUUAGAUAACUCUGAAUUUAUGAAAAUAAUAACCAUGAUAUAAUCUUAGUUUUAAACCAAUUAAGCAGUUCUUAAACAGGAAUCCUAGAUUCUGUUCUUGCUAGUUAUACAGGGAUGGCAAUUUUAUGCUGAUCCACAGGUUUCUGCCAAUUUUAUUUCAGAUUGAUCAUUCUGAACCCCUAUUUGAUGACACAAUAUUAAGUUUUCACCUGAAAAUAGAUUUUCCUGCUGCCAUCCCUG
This is a messenger RNA of Haliotis rubra (blacklip abalone), 3741 nucleotides long. RefSeq lists its product as uncharacterized. Gene Ontology annotation, biological process: intracellular signal transduction. The coding region runs from base 232 to 1341 and encodes 369 amino acids. Lineage: Eukaryota; Metazoa; Mollusca; Gastropoda; Lepetellida; Haliotidae. The record is from RefSeq and is a predicted model, not a curated record. The transcript has 4 exons.